This is a messenger RNA of Vollenhovia emeryi, 2301 nucleotides long. RefSeq lists its product as uncharacterized. The record is from RefSeq and is a predicted model, not a curated record. NCBI's taxonomy places the organism in Eukaryota, Metazoa, Arthropoda, Insecta, Hymenoptera, Formicidae. Gene Ontology annotation, molecular function: calcium ion binding. The transcript is spliced from 12 exons. The coding region runs from base 1 to 2301 and encodes 766 amino acids.
AUGCCGGGGAAACAGGAGGUUCUGAAGCUGCAUGAUGUCUGGCGUACUUGCAAUAAAAUACGAGCCGCCGUGUUCCGCGUCGGACUCGAUCUUUGGGAGUAUUACAGGCCCCUGGAUCCCGACAAACGUUGCUUAAUAUCAGAGUCCAAAUUUAUCUCUGUUUUGGCUGGACCACUGAAGGGCGUGAUUGGCUUAGCGGACAGAGAGAUCUGCGACUUGGCGGAUUAUUUUCGUGUUCAGGACGGCCGGAUUCUUUAUUCGCAAUUUUGCGAAGUUAUUCACGACAGCGGUACGAACGGUUUUUUUUUUUAUGUAAAAUGUAUUUUUAGAAAAUUCUCGAUAAUUAUCGUUUCUCGAGCUUACACGGCAAAUGUCAAAAUGUUAUCUCUUGAUCAAAGCGAAAUACCUGAUUUUGGAAAGAACAAGACCCUCGUAACUGGUUUGGAAUGGGAGGAACCGUUGCAUGUGAAUGUUCUGAGCGGCACGGAGACACGAAAAUUGAAUUUGAUAAUCACUCAAAUCGCCGUCUUGGUGAGCAAAAGGAAAAUUGUUCUUCGGCCAUACUUUCAAGAUUACGAGCUGAUUGCGAAGAAUGUCGGCACGGUUACUCUCGCUCAUUUUGGUCGGAUUUUAAAAUUUCUGGGCAUCGUCCUUGGCGCUGAGGAGUUUCGUCUGCUCGUGAAGAGAUUUGCCAAAGACGUUUACACUGUAAAUUAUGUAGCGUUCGUGAAAGCUGUCAAUGAGGUCCAGCGCUAUUUUGAUGAGCAUGGAAUGGUGGAUCUCGGCGGGGAAUUGUUGGAUCAAUUUCCCGGUAGAAUAAUUACGGUUGAGCUGCCGAAACUCCCACGACCGGAAAUUGGUAAGAUCGCGCCCAGUCAAGUGUUCGGUAAGCAAACAGUGUUUCAUCCGGUAAUAGAACGGACGAGAGAGACGAUGUCUACACCAGAAGUCGUUAAACGCAUCCAGAGACACAUUCUCGAGCAUCGCAUACGGAUCCACGAGUUUUUCAAGGGUUUCGAAUAUCUGAAUGUCGGUCGAGUGACCGUUUCGCAAUUUCGAAGAGCAUUGGACGCUCUUCAGAUAUCGUCCUUGGGCCGUCUCUGGUUGGUCGAGCCGGAAGUCGAUGCCCUGAUCGCGCUUUACAAAGAUCCAGAGGAUCCCGAUCGCGUGUGUUGGCAUAUGUUUGAGGAUGAUAUAGAUCGAGUUUUCACCGUGAAAGGACUUGACAAAUUGCCAAGCUUAAAAGUGGAAUCACCGCCUCAAGAAAUAGCUGAAUUACCUCUAAGGGGCACAUCAAAUUGGCAGUGCCAACCGAGGAGCGUGAGAGAUCUUUGUGAAGAUAUCUUGCAGAGGGUAAGGCAGCGAGUUGAAGAGAGGCGAGUUCUCUUGAAGCAAUUUUUCAAGGAUUACGACAAACAUAAUUGCGGUCACGUGACGCGAGCUCAAUUAAGACAAGUCCUUAUCACGGCAACCAUACUCUUGUCUCCGGAGGAAGUGUUUGCUUUGGAGCAAAGAUACAAUGACGAUCUGGGCUUCAACUAUACUCGGUUCCUGCAGGAACUGGAGCUCCAGCCGAUCGUAGAACCACUGUACCAUCGCAUGUUGGGGGAUAAAAGGAGACUUAAUGCUGAAAAACCACCGUCUGAACCUCACGAGGACGAGACUAACAUUGUAUUGAUCUUGGCUAAAAUUAAGGCUAAAGUCGUGCGCGAAAGAAUCAAAGUCCUCGAAUUUAUGUGCCAAUUUGAUAGACUUAACCAGCUUGUUAUUGCGAAAUCUGAUUUUAUUAGGAGUCUUGAUCAGCUACGCUGCGAUUUGACAACCGCCGAAGUAGAUACGAUUACAAAAGUUUUCCAGGCCUCCCUAAAGCCCGACUUCGUCGAAUACACGAAAUUCGCAACGGUCGUGGAAGAAGCCGUUACGACGGGGGGCUUGGAAAAAGUUCCGCUCGUGAUCCCCUUACAACACGUGCCCUCCGAGGCAAGCGGCAGAACCUUUAUGAAUUUCGACGAACGACAGACGGUAGCAAUCGCGAUGGAUAAACUGUGCCAAACGCGGAAGCCGAAUCUGGAGGAGAUUUUCAAAGACUACGACAAAGUGAAUACCGGCACGGUUUUCAAGGGACACUUGAUUAGAACAUUGUCGGCUAGGCGGAUGCUAGAGCUUAUCAAUAGUAGAGAGUUGGAUGCCGUUUACAAGUGCUUCUCCAUUGAAAGAAAUGGCCGCUUGGAGUUCGACUAUCGAGCUUUCCUGCGCGCUUUGCACCUGCUACAAGACAACAAAAAAAUCUUGCCCUUUUAG